AUGGGCGAGGAGCUCGUCUACGACCUCUUCGGCGUCGUCUUCUUCGCCUUCUUCGCCGUCACCAUCGUCGCGUUCCGCAAGCCCUUGCCGAGCUACUGCGCGGCCUCAUUCGUCGUCUCCAGCGUGCUCAUGACGAGCGUCUUCAACCUCGGCUACAUGCUCCCGCACUUGGUCCGGUCGAUAUGCCGCCUCGAGCGGGCCCUCCGCGUCGUCAUCCCGCCGGGUACCGAUGAGCAGCAGCCAGGCAGGCACGCUGCGCUGUCGUCCAUGUCCAAGAGUCUAGUCAACAUGCGCGGGCUCCCCGGUCCUGCGUCACUGACCAUGCGGUCCACCGUAAUCAGCCCGCCCAUCGUGAACCCCGUUGCGGGUGGUGCUGGCGCGAUGGCUGCCGGCGCCAGGGAGGAGGCUGCGUCGCGCCUGUCGUCGAGCGGCGUGUCGGGAUGCCUGGCCAUCAUGCUGCUCGUGUGCGCGUGCAGCGCCCUGCUCGUGGCCGUGUCAGUCGGCAUGGUCCUCGAGGCGAACGUCAUUGAGCAGGAGCGCGAGCGGCAGAUCGCCCUGACGAGCAAAGAAGCCCGCGAGUUCAGCAGCCACGACAACGACAACAACAGCGCCGAGGCAGAAACAGCAGCAGCGGCACCGCUGCUCCCUCAAAGCCAUCGCCAACGGCAACAGCUCGUGUGCUGCUGCCAGGGCCAAGGUCCCUGCGGAAGGGGCGGCGUCCCACAGCAGCCGCCAUCGGCUGUCCUUCGCGCUGCGGUUUGGAUAAACAACUAUGUCGGCAUCGACGAGCUGCGUUACACGGGCGUGACAAAGAAAGCAUUAUUGUGCAAAGUAUCCCAAGCAAGACUGAUCUCAGGUGAUCCGCCAAGCCCGGCGAUGAGACACACCCGAGUACACACCACCACGGAGGCGGAGAUUCUGUCGGAGAUGAUGCCUACUAGCAAUCACGCGCAGUUGGCCACGCCAGUGACAUUCCGAGAAGCUCGGAGAGACGCUACUGCUGGCAACACAUCAGCCUGCAAGAGUCGUUUGUGGUCACCAUCGAACCCGCCACACGAGCAUCGCAAUGCAGACACAGGGGUCGGUUCAUCUGAAUUGGUCGAGCUAACUUCUUCGUACCUGCGUCGAGGGGCCUAUGCUUUCCAUGGGUGUCAAGGCACGACUCGUGCCUGGCACAUGACGCCAUCGAGUGCUGUUCAUGCAGACUCUCCAGGCUCGCCAUUGUGUUGGGAUCCCAAGGUGGAUCGAGCAUCGGACAUGCAGGGCUGCGGAAGUACCCGCCCACGAUGCCUUGGGGUGGGCCGAGGCUCCUCUUGUGUUGAGGUUUGCCCCUUGCCACAACUCCAUCCUGACACUCGCAAUUGGGAUCGUGAAUUCUUCCCGAACAUCCCGUCUGCUUUGCAACCUCCUAACAGAUCAACCACGUUGGGCAACAGCUUGUCCGAAAUUGCAUCUAAGAGAAAUGCGCACUCAAGCAGAACGCCCGCCACAGCUGUCAUAAUGACGGCCGCAUCGACUUCCUCCUGCCGAAAGAAGCUCACGAUGGUGUCCCCAGCUGCUUGA
Messenger RNA from Microdochium trichocladiopsis, 1563 nucleotides. RefSeq lists its product as uncharacterized. The record is from RefSeq and is a predicted model, not a curated record. Bases 1 to 1563 code for a protein of 520 amino acids. The transcript has 3 exons. NCBI's taxonomy places the organism in Eukaryota, Fungi, Ascomycota, Sordariomycetes, Xylariales, Microdochiaceae.